ACGACGACAUGCAUAUAAUUGAAGCAGCAAACUUCUGAGUUCUUGUGGUUAUAAAAAGAGUGAAUGAGAGAGUUAGAAGUUAGAUCCUCCACUCCACAACCAAGAGAUCAUUACAAUGGCAAUGGCAAUGGCCACCAUGGCAGGAGCUGUGAAGAUUAUUUGUUUGUUAGCUUUUACGGUAUGGCUGUGGAUUUGGGUCCUUUUGCCCACUAAGCUUUACAAGAUCACUUGGACCCCCAACCUCAACAUGGACCUCAACUCCACAUAUUUCAGAGAACAAGGCACAAAUCUUCUGCUUUUCUCUUUUCCCAUCAUGUUCAUGGCAGCUUUGGGCUGUGUUUAUCUCCACUUGCAGCGCAAGAAUAAUUCUUCUGAACAAGAUCACGAUGAUCACAAACCCUUUUCUUCUCAAAGGGGGCGCGGAGAUUCAUUUCUGAGGCGGCCGGUUUUGAUAAUGAAUCCUCUGGGGAUUUUGAACACAUUGGAGAUUGGGUUUGCAGCUGCAUUUGUUGUGCUUUUGAUUUGGUCUCUUGCCAAUUACUUGUACAUUAGCUUUGGGAAUCUUCAUAUGGAUCCUGGCGUGAAAAUUUGGCAAGCAAAGUUUCGAAGUGUGUCACUGAGAGUUGGGUACAUUGGAAACAUAUGCUGGGCGUUUCUGUUCUUUCCAGUCACAAGAGGCUCUUCUUUGUUGCCUCUAAUUGGACUCACUUCAGAGUCGACUAUCAAAUAUCAUAUCUGGCUUGGCCACCUCUCCAAUCUUCUCUUUGCAUUGCACACCGUUGGAUUCAUCAUCUACUGGGCCAUCACUCAUCAGAUGGCUCAGUUGAUACAAUGGAGUGAAGACUAUGUAUCAAAUGUUGCUGGACUGAUUGCCAUGGCAUUCGCCACCGUUAUCUGGGCAACGAGCUUUCGUCCGAUUCGUCGAAAAAUGUUCGAGGUCUUCUAUUACACUCACCAUUUUUACAUUCUCUACAUCAUCUUCUAUCUAAUCCAUGUCGGAGUAGCAUACGUAUGCAUGAUCCUUCCCGGAAUCUUUCUCUUCGCCAUCGAUCGUUACUUACGAUUCUUACAAUCACAACGACGCGUAAGCCUGGUUUCAGCUCGCCAUCUUCCUUGUGGUGCUGUUGAACUAAACUUUCUGAAAAGUCCAGGAUUAAGGUACAAUCCUACAAGUGUAAUGUUCAUAAAUGUACCAAGCAUUUCCAAACUACAGUGGCAUCCCUUUACAGUCACUUCUAACUGCAAUUCAGAUGCUGAUACAGUGACUGUUGUUAUCAAAUCAGGGGGAUGUUGGACUUCCAAACUUCACCAACAGCUUUCUUCUUCUGUGGAUCACCUCCAAGUUUCUGUUGAAGGUCCAUAUGGGCCUGCUUCUACUCACUUUUUAAGGCAUGAAUCCCUGCUGAUGAUAAGCGGAGGUAGCGGAAUUACUCCCUUCAUUUCGAUAAUCCGAGAGAUCAUGAUUGCCCGAAGCAUGAAACCGGAUUGCCACAUCCCGCAGAUUCAGCUUGUUUGUGCCUUCAAGAACUCCAUUGAUCUCACCAUGUUGGAUCUCUUGCUUCCAGUAUCUAGCACACAAACAGAAUUUUCAAAUGUACCAUUACAAAUUGAAGCAUACAUCACCAGAGAGAAAGAACAGCCUCAAACAAAUGCCGAAAUGCUCAUAAACACAACAUGGUUUAAGCCAAACCCAUUAGACUCACCAAUAUCAGAGGCUCUUGGACCAAACAACUGGCUGCUCCUUGGAGCGAUUAUCUCAUCUUCGUUUGUGAUGUUCUUGAUCCUUUUGGCCAUCGUCACUCGCUACUACAUUUACCCAAUCGAACGAAAUGGCGACGCUGUUUACAAUUACAAUUACACCUACAAGGUUCUUUGGGACAUAUUCUUAGCAUUUGCUUGUAUUUGCAUAUCUUCUAGCCUUGUCUUCCUGUGGCAAGGGAAAACAAAUGCUUCAAAUGGCAAACAAAUUCAAGUUUCCAAUGUUCAAACACCAAAAACAUCACCUGGGUCAUGGAUCUAUGGAGGUGAUAGAGAGCUUGAGAGCCUUCCCUGUCAAUCACUUGUUCAAGCAACCAAUGUCCAUUAUGGGGCCAGACCUAAUCUCAAAAAAAUUCUGUUAGAGUGCAAAGGAUCGGAUACUGGAGUUCUCGUCAGUGGCCCGACCGGGAUGCGGCAUGACGUAGCCAACAUUUGUUCAUCUACUUAUGCAGAUAAUCUAAAUUUUCACUCUAUGAGCUUCAUCUGGUGAAAACUUGGAGUUCAUUGCAUAAUUUGAAGUUUGAACCUCUUACAUUACUGUAAAUAACUUAUGUUGGAAAUAUGAAGUUAUAUAAUUAAAGGUUCCUGUUCUCGUUUUCUUUGUCUUUUCUUGAAAGUUUAUUCAAGUGAGCCACUG
This is a messenger RNA of Momordica charantia (bitter melon), 2395 nucleotides long. RefSeq names its product ferric reduction oxidase 4. NCBI's taxonomy places the organism in Eukaryota, Viridiplantae, Streptophyta, Magnoliopsida, Cucurbitales, Cucurbitaceae. The record is from RefSeq and is a predicted model, not a curated record. Gene Ontology annotation, cellular component: plasma membrane. Gene Ontology annotation, molecular function: ferric-chelate reductase activity.